AUGACCAUCAUACACCUGCCUGAACCCAUCACGCAAACACCAACAAAAAAAAAAGAAAAAAAAAAACAUUACAAAAAAAAAAGGUAUAAAAAGACCAGUCUCAAGACUAGGGGUCAUAAGACAGCUCCUGGAUACAACUACAUAAUGAAUACCCAAGACACAGAUAUGGUAAGUAAUUCUAAAUCAUGCUUUUAUAUUUAAAAUUUUAUGUUUUUUACAAUAUAAAUGUCUAUGGGGUUGUUUUAUUUCAAACUGUCAGGGUCUGUAGUAUAGACUGUAUGCCGUCUGUAUUUGUUUUUAUUUUUAACAACGUAAGGGUCUAUUAUAUAGAGUCUGCACUGCUUGUUUCCGUCUCUGUGUGUUCUAAAACGUUACGUACUGAACAUAGUCAUGUUUUUAAUGUAGGCAAAAUCCUUCUCUAGGCAUUUGCGGGGCUUGUCUGUGUAUGAAUAUAUGUGUUAUGCUGGAUUUAUAUGUUGUAGAUAUGUGUUAUGCUGUGCUUAUCCGUGUAAGUUAUAGCAUAACAUUUUUAAAAUAAGCUGUGAUGAUACAGCAUCAAUGGGGUUGCUUUAUUUCUAACUGUCAGGGUCGGUAGUAUAGACUGUGUGCCGUAUGUUUUGGUUUUUAUUUUUAACAACGUAAGGGUCUAUUAUAUAGAGUCUGCAUUGUUUGUUUCUGUGUGUCUGUGUUCUAAAACGUUACGUGCUGAACAUAGUCAUGUUUUUAAUGUAUGCAAACUUCUUCUCUAUGCAUUUGUGGGUCUUAUCCGUGUAUGUUGUUUAAUAUAUGUGUUAUGCUGGGCUUAUAUAUGUUGUAUAUAUGCGUUAUGCUGAGUUUAUCCUCGCAUGUUAUGGCAUUACCUUUUUAAAAUAAGCUGUGAUGCUACAGCAUCACCCAUAUCACUGUGGCUGUUAGACAUCUCACUGUGUCUGUUUUGUCAAACAACCGAUUGUGGUCAUUCAUUGUAAAAUGCUGACCUAGUGUUCCCUUCAUAAGCGUUCAAAUACUUUAUCACCUUUCAGGCACAAAUCAGUCCAACAACGAAUGAAAACGAGUUACACAGAAGGCUCGCGGUCGCCUCACAAGGUUGUAAAUUUUCUAUAUUGAUAAGCGUUCUAAAAUUCUAAACAUUUAUUUUGAAGUCUUUUAUGCAUAAAAAACAAAACAAAAAAACCCCCAAAAAACUAAGGCUUAUUGUAUUUUAUUUAUUUAGAUCCUUUGAAUACUAGAGUAUUGACUGACAGACCCUCCAACAUACAUCCACAUAGACCAUUAAAAGCAGGUAUGUGUUUAUAUAACGUUAUAUGCGGUUGUAUCAUCCCCGGUUUUAUCCCUGCGAUAAUUAUAUUUCUAUUUAUUUUAGAAACAACCGUAAAGAGUACAAAAACCUCAGCAGUAUCUAAUGCAUGCACAGACAUUAGCCGCUUACCAGCUGCGGAUCACGGUCGUAAGACAUACAGCGCGAAUGCCGGAGAACGCAGGGACUGCACCCCGCAUAAACUAAAACAGGGCAAGUAUACGUAUGAGUUCUUUGUUUAUUUGUAUAUUUGUAUACUACAUAAAUAUAGUAUAUUUAUUUGUAUCUUUAUUUACUACAUAGAUAUACCUGUAUGUACAUCGGUGUAUUAAUUUACUCAUUUAUUUUUGAAUACAGUACCAAAGUUGUCUAUAACCCGGAUCCGCUCUACAAGAGAUAUUCCAGUCACACGUGACGAUGAACAACCGUCAACGUCGACCUCAGGGGUUUUAAGGCAGCGUCCAUCUAGUGCGGCAUGCGUCGCAAAGGAGCCUCAACAAAUACAUUCAUUAACCACAACAAAACACACAUCUCGGGGUAAGCCAUCAGUCACAUCACCAGGCAAUGUAUCAGGGUGUCGACAUUUCACUGUAGAAUCAAAUGUACCUGUGAAACAAUCCAUUAGCCCUGUAAAUGUUCCUAUACAACCAAACCCUAAGAAAAGUAGAUCUGUUUUACAGGACAUAACACAAACCAUCGGCAAUGAUAACAAUAUACAUAGAGGGACUACAUCACUGACAUCCAGAAAUACCUCUGUAAAGGUGCCGACACACCCGCCACCUAAGAAAAGUAGAUAUGUUUUACAGACCAUAACACAUACUGACAGCAAAAACACACACAUUUAUACAGAGACCACAUCACCUCUUGAUACUAGAAAAUGUAUGUUGUGGUUCACGCGUUCUGCUCCUUUAUGGUUUAAAGUCAAGGAUGCUGUACAACAUACAAUCACUGAAAUAUUCAAAAUACUGAAUGACGCUGCUCUUUUACAGUGCAGCAGGCCUCUGAGUCUAAAACUUUAUGCCGCUAGCCGCCCAUUUAGAAUUGGCCAUGCAUUGUUAUCCCAUGAUGGUCGUGAUAGUCAAUUGAGUAUAAACGGUGUUAUACCAAACAUUAUAUUACCCCGUGACAACGUCAGUGAUUUAUUACAGUGGUUUUUAAGGGAACUUGGUUUUUGGUUCGCUUUAGGAGACUUUAUUGACUCUGUGAUUAGUGAGAUCCGUAACAUUGUUAUUGUGACUGAUGAUGAGCUUAGACAAACUAAUUUUUUAAACCGUUUUGAAAGACUUGACCGUGCUACCAAUGCCUUUCGUUCAGGACUAAAUUUACUGACCCCCGCGUGA
Molecule: messenger RNA, 2637 nt
Organism: Pelobates cultripes (western spadefoot toad)
Lineage: Eukaryota; Metazoa; Chordata; Amphibia; Anura; Pelobatidae
Source: the annotation of a GenBank genome assembly